Marmota monax (woodchuck) is the source of this 1719-nucleotide messenger RNA. Its product is annotated as F-box/WD repeat-containing protein 1A-like. The record is from RefSeq and is a predicted model, not a curated record. Lineage: Eukaryota; Metazoa; Chordata; Mammalia; Rodentia; Sciuridae. Gene Ontology annotation, molecular function: protein dimerization activity.
ACUGCUGUGUCCCUAUGUCCAAAAGACUUAUAACAGCUGUGCCAGACUCUGCUUAAACCAAGAAACAGUAUUAUCUAGCAAAUACUGCUAUGAAGACUGAAAAUUGUGUGGCCAAAACAAAACUUGCCAAUGGCACUUCCAGUAUGAUCGUACCCAAGCAACGGAAACUCUCUGCAAGCUAUGAAAAGGAAAAGGAACUGUGCGUCAAAUAUUUUGAACAGUGGUCAGAGUCUGAUCAAGUUGAAUUUAUGGAACAUCUUAUAUCCCAAAUGUGUCAUUACCAACAUGGGCACAUAAAUUCAUAUCUUAAACCUAUGCUGCAAAGGGAUUUCAUAACUGCUCUGCCAGCUCGGGGAUUGGAUCAUAUUGCUGAGAACAUUCUGUCAUACUUGGAUGCCAAAUCACUUUGUGCUGCUGCACUUGUGUGCAAAGAAUGGUACCGAGUGACGUCGGAUGGCAUGUUAUGGAAGAAGCUCAUCGAGAGAAUGGUCAGGACAGAUUCUCUGUGGAGAGGCUUGGCAGAACGAAGAGGGUGGGGACAGUAUUUAUUCAAAAACAAACCUCCUGAUGGGAAUGCUCCUCCCAACUCUUUUUAUAGAGCACUUUAUCCUAAAAUUAUACAAGACAUUGAGACAAUAGAAUCUAAUUGGAGAUGUGGAAGACACAGUUUACAGAGAAUCCACUGCCCGAGUGAAACUAGCAAAGGAGUUUACUGUUUACAGUAUGAUGACCAGAAAAUAGUAAGCAGCCUUCGAGACAACACAAUCAAGACCUGGGAUAAAAGCACAUUGGAAUGCAAACGAAUUCUCACAGGCCACACAGGUUCCGUCCUUUGUCUCCAGUAUGAUGAGAGGGUGAUCAUAACUGGAUCAUCAGAUUCCAUGGUCAGAGUUUGGGAUGUAAAUACAGGUGAAAUGCUAAACACAUUGAUUCACCAUUGUGAAGCAGUUCUGCACUUACGUUUCAAUAAUGGCAUGAUGGUGACCUGUUCCAAAGAUCGUUCCAUUGCUGUAUGGGAUAUGGCCUCCCCAACUGAUAUUACCCUCCGGAGGGUUUUGGUUGGACACCGAGCUGCUGUCAAUGUUGUAGACUUUGAUGACAAGUACAUCGUUUCUGCAUUUGGGGACAGAACUAUAAAGGUGUGGAACACAAGUACUUGUGAAUUUGUAAGGACCUUAAAUGGACACAAACGAGGGAUUGCCUGUUUGCAGUACAGAGACAGGCUGGUGGUGAGUGGCUCCUCUGACAACACUAUCAGAUUAUGGGACAUUGAAUGUGGUGCAUGUUUACGAGUGUUAGAAGGUCAUGAGGAACUGGUGCGUUGUAUUCGAUUUGAUAACAAGAGGAUAGUCAGUGGGGCCUAUGAUGGAAAAAUUAAAGUGUGGGAUCUUGUGGCUGCUUUGGACCCCCAUGCUCCUGCAGGGAGUCUCUGUUUACGGACCCUUGUGGAGCAUUCUGGAAGAGUUUUCCAACUCCAAUUUGAUGAAUUCCAGAUUGUCAGUAGUUCACAUGAUGACACAAUCCUCAUCUGGGACUUCCUAAAUGAUCCACAACCCAAGCUGAGCCCCCCCCCCCGCUCCCCUUCUAGAACAUACACCUACAUCUCCAGAUAAACAACCAUAUACUGACCUCAUACUUACCCAGGACUUAUUAAAGUUGCAGUAUUUAAGUAUCUGCCAAGACCAGAAUGAGCAACAACCGCAACAAUCAAACUCCUAC